CAUUCAUGGUCCCACACAAAUAACGCGCAAUAACAUGUAAACGAAAAGAAAUAAAGCGACUGCGUCAUUUGCAGUUUAAGUGUUGGCCUACUAGUGUUGCUAGAGAACCCUUUGAUUUCAUUUCUGACAUUCUGUAAGGAUGUCGUCCCCAAUUAAAGACCCAGAAAUUCCGUAUGUAGGUCGCAUUGAAGGAGGUUUUGAUGAAGGACACAUUGUGAGGAUACAAGGAUAUACUGCUCCUGUCGCAAAUCGUUUCAAUAUCAAUCUUCAAUGUGGCAGCUCGGAAGAAGCUGACAUUGCAGUUCAUUUAUCAGUAAGACUGCAGGAAGGCUACGUGGCAAGAAAUUCAUUUGAGAAUGGUGAUUGGGGUGAAGAACAAGGUGAUGGCGAGCUUAAAAUUGGCAUGGGACAAAAGUUUGAAGUACUUUUACUAAGUGCAUCGAAUGAUUACAAGGUUGCGAUCAAUGGACAGCACUUCUGUGAAUUCCCACAUAGAAUUCCACCAAGCAAGAUCACACAUUUGAAGAUCGAUGGUGAUGUGGCUAUAUCCUUGAUAUCUUAUGAAGGCGGCAUGGGUAAAUCGAGCUCAAGUCAAUCAAAUGCUUCAUAUGGUGAACAACAGCCAAAUUAUGGUGGAUAUGGACCACCUCCUCAAGCAGGUGGAUAUGGGGGAUGCGGUGCACCACAAGGAUAUGGACCACCUCCACCUGGGUACCAACCUUAUGGACCACAAGGUGGAUAUGGCGCGCCUCCACCACCAGGAUAUCAACAGAACCCUGGAAGUGGUCCACCUCCUGCUGGAGUAAACCUACCAUCAGCACCAUCUGCUCCCCCAAUUCAAGACGAUGAUAAACCACCAAGCAUUUAUCCAACUAUAAACGACCAACGACAAGGAGCUGUACCCGGAUAUCCUUCAUAUCCAACCAUACCAGGUGCUCCACCUCCAUCAAUAUACCCUACUCCUGGUCCACAAGGGUAUCCAGGGAUGUCACCUAGUCCUGGUUUUCGUCCACCUCCACCUGGUGGGUUUCCAUCUGCUCAAAAUAUUGGACCAUACCCAAGAAGUCCUUCUUAUCCUUCUUCUCCAUCUGGAUAUCCGCAAUAUCCUACAGCAUAUCAGGGAUACCCGAGGUACCCUGGAUAUCCUCAACCAAACCAAAAUUAUGGAACUUAUCAAGGAGGUGGAGGACCUGCAGCCAACAAUGCACCUGUACCUGAUGGUUACUACGUUUAUAAACCACAAGAUAAUUUCCGGAGUAGCAAUGAUUCGUCUGCGAUGGAUAAAGUUAAAAAGUACGGAUUGCCUAUUUUAGGAGCUGGGGUAGCAACGUAUGCAUUAUCAAAACUAACCGAUAAUUUCGGCCUGGGAGAUUCUGAUUCCGAUUAAACAUUCCAAAAGUUAAAUUAUUAUAUUAUAUGUAAAAAUAGUGCACAUAACCUCAACUAUAGACUAUUAUUCUCGUUUAUAUUAUAAAUAAACAGUUACACAUGUUAA
Molecule: messenger RNA, 1495 nt
Organism: Dalotia coriaria
Lineage: Eukaryota; Metazoa; Arthropoda; Insecta; Coleoptera; Staphylinidae
Product: proline-rich protein HaeIII subfamily 1-like
Exons: 4
Coding region: 140-1387 (415 amino acids)
Molecular function (GO): carbohydrate binding; galactoside binding
Source: RefSeq, a predicted model, not a curated record